Trachymyrmex septentrionalis is the source of this 2161-nucleotide messenger RNA. RefSeq names its product protein prenyltransferase alpha subunit repeat-containing protein 1 (gene temp). The transcript is spliced from 2 exons. Lineage: Eukaryota; Metazoa; Arthropoda; Insecta; Hymenoptera; Formicidae. Gene Ontology annotation, biological process: protein prenylation. Gene Ontology annotation, molecular function: protein prenyltransferase activity. The coding region runs from base 268 to 1557 and encodes 429 amino acids. The record is from RefSeq and is a predicted model, not a curated record. Gene Ontology annotation, cellular component: cytoplasm.
CUUCGCGCCGCGCGCAGCCGAGCGUGUCUGCUUGCCGCACUCCGGCUGCAUCCGGCUGCUCCGAUAGCGCUUCCGCAGAGUGAAGUGCCGCACCGCCGUAUACGUCGCAACGGGACGCGCCGUGCGGGGCGGCAGAGCAAAAGGAGGGAGCGAUAGACGGACGGAGAGUGGAAGCGAGAAGGAAAGGACGCGAAGGGUGGUGUGUCACACUGGCGCGUCCGCCGUCGAUUGCUACGUCCACGAGGGAGAUGUGAUGCAGCUCAUACGAUGGUGGACAACGAGUUCCCGGCCGCCGAGAAGAUCCUCCGUGACAUUGAGAACACCGUCCGAAGAAAUCCCACCAUAAGGAGCUUCGUGAUUCUGCCUAUGGAGGACAGCGAGAACCGGUCGCCGGUGUUUCACCAGGAGGACAGCUUGGGCCUGGCGUCGUGGUGCGUUCAGCCGCUCUACGUGUAUACGUAUCGCCGACUGCUGGAGUAUCGGCGGACGCGUCAUCAGCGGCGCGAGGAACCCAGCACCGUGGCGAGAUGGCUGCUGGGCGCCCUUCUGUUCAAUCCGAGCGUGACCAUGUUCUGGAAUAUGCGGCGAGAACUGGUGCGCGCUGGCAGAUUGGACCCACGCGACGAGCUGUCCUUCACGCGGCCGGUGCUCUAUCACACGCCAAAGUGCUUCGAGGCCUUCUCGUAUCGAAGCUGGCUGAUGCCGUUCGUCCUGGACGCCGAGCGGACCGACGUCGCCGAAGCACUCGCGAACGACGAGCUCGAGCUCGUGCAGACCUGCGCCGAUCGCUACGCGAACAACUACCACGCUUGGAGCUAUCGACGUCACUUGGUCACCCUGUUCGAGUCUCGCGGUUUACGGCAUUUCAGCUUCGAUAGCGAAUGGAUGAGCACGCUCAUUUGGUGCCGGCAGCAUGUAUCCGAUCAUAGCGCGUACUCCUAUCGGCAAUUCCUGCUGCGAAAGUACAUCCUGGCAGUGGUCUCCUCGGGCAGGGAGACGCACGACAACUCCGGUUACCGCUCCAUCAGGUACGACGGCCCAUUCCUCUACAUGGGUCGUCACGAUCUCGACGACGACGAACGGACGUUGCUGGAACGUAUUCGCGAGGUCGCGCGUCUGGAGCGUGAUCACGGUUACUUGACCACCGACGUUCGCAAACUUAGGUGUUACCUAACGGCGUUGUCAUACUGGACGGAAGAGUGCUUGUAUAACGAGCAGUACAUCACUUUGCACGACAAUCACGAGACGUUGUGGUGCCACCGUAGGUUCCUGGCGUACUUGAUCGCUGUUCUCACCGCCGCGUACGCGAGGCACGCCUGUUACCGCGAAGACGAUUUCUGGGACUCUCGGUGUCACGACGAGCCGUCACUCGCAUCGCUCCUUCGCGACAGACGUUUCACUACCGAUGACGACCUGUUAAUGGCGGCUCACGUGAUGCUCGUCAAGUCCUUUUGCUCGGUUAGUGUCGGUAUCAUUGAGAUAGCGGUCAAGCGUCCGCAGGAAAAAAUGUUCAUCGAGAGAUUUUGCAAGUAUCUUGAGAGAAUAGGUUUGCGAUGAUCAGGAUUAGCGUGUGAGAUUUUGAAGUUGACGAAGGCGCGAUGAGCCGAUCGUAGGAUUUUUCUUGUCAUCAGGGUGUGUAAAUAUAAAAGUAAUAAGCGUGCAAACGAUCGCGCAUUAAUGCUCGCGCAAUAAUUUUAUUGCAACACAAUUUCUCUCUUUUUUGUGAUUUCGUAUCGUCUAAGUCAUGUUAAGACGUAUUCGAUAUGUACGAUGGUUAUUCAAUGGCGUUUAUUUAAAGUAGUCGCAAUAUAGUUUGUUUUUUUAAGGUUUUUGGUAUUCUUGAAAUAUUUUUAAGACGUUUUGAUUGUGUGCUUUCCAUCCAAUAUACGGAGUGAGUCAUAAGUAUGUUUUAAAAUUUUUGUGAGCGUGUUUAUGAAUUAAAAAAAGGAACAAAUGUUUGUUUAAACAUUGAAUCGCAAGAAUCCAAUGUUGUCGAAGUAAAUAUACACAAAUAUAGUGGUAUUAAAUAAUGACUUUAUUUAAAAGUUUCAAGUGGGAAUUUUAUGUUUACAAGAAAUGCUCAAAGUAUCCUGCAUCAUUUUCCAUACAUAUCUAACUAAGAAUCUGAUACUCAGUCAUUAUUUCAAAUCUUGUGUCUAUU